Argentina anserina (silverweed cinquefoil) is the source of this 1775-nucleotide messenger RNA. RefSeq names its product protein DETOXIFICATION 27-like. Gene Ontology annotation, cellular component: membrane. The transcript is spliced from 8 exons. Gene Ontology annotation, molecular function: xenobiotic transmembrane transporter activity; antiporter activity. Gene Ontology annotation, biological process: xenobiotic detoxification by transmembrane export across the plasma membrane. Lineage: Eukaryota; Viridiplantae; Streptophyta; Magnoliopsida; Rosales; Rosaceae. Bases 42 to 1535 code for a protein of 497 amino acids. The record is from RefSeq and is a predicted model, not a curated record.
CCCCAGAGUUCUGUACUAAGGCCACCGGAAGAUAAGGAACCAUGGACAGGGAAGAAGAAGAAGAAGACGUUCUGGCUCUUAACCAACCCUUAUUAACAGAACCAGUAGUAACCGGAAACAGUCCACUUGAAGAUGUACAAAGCAAAAGCCUUGCGUCAAGAGUUUGGAUAGAAACCAAGAAACUAUGGCGCGUCGUGGGCCCUGCUAUCGUCGCCCGGCUUGCCGGCUACUCCAUGACCGUCAUUACUCAGGCCUUCGCCGGCCACCUAGGUGACAAUGAGCUUGCUGCAAUCUCCAUCGUCAACAAUGUCAUCCUUGGCUUCUCAUUUGGUCUGCUGUUGGGAAUGGCAAGUGCCCUGGAAACUCUAUGUGGUCAAGCUUUUGGGGCCAAAAGGUAUCCAAUGCUUGGGAUUUAUCUCCAGAGGUCUUGGAUCGUGUUGUUCAUCGGCUGCAUUUUCCUAUCGCCGAUUUAUGUUUUCGCUUCUCCAAUUCUGAAACUACUGGGGCAGACAGAUGAAGUGUCAGAGCUUUCAGGGGUGGUGUCCCUUUGGGUUUUGCCAUUGCAUUUUAGCUAUGCAUUUCUUUUCCCAUUGCAAAGGUUCUUGCAGAGCCAGCUCAAGAACUUUGUGACUUUGUGGAUGUCCUUGGUGGUUCUGGUGAUUCAUACCCUGAUAAGCUGGAUUUUUGUGUAUGUUUUGGAUUUUGGAAUUGUCGGUGCUGCUGUGACUUUGGAUAUUUCAUGGUGGCUCUUGGUUUUCAUGCAACUUGCUUAUGUGACUUGUGGCUGGUGUCCGCUGAGUUGGCCUGGUCUGUCUAUGGAGGCUUUUUCUGGGCUCUGGGAAUUUAUCAAACUUUCUGCUGCAUCUGGCGUCAUGAUCUGUUUGGAAUUCUGGUAUUACAGAGUUUUGAUAUUGAUGACCGGAUACUUACCAGACUCGACUCUUUCUGUUGAUGCCAUAUCAAUUUGCAUGACUGUAAACGGGUGGGAACUCAUGAUCCAUUUAGCUUUCUUGGCUGGAACAGGAGUGAGGGUCGCGAAUGAGCUCGGAGCCGGAAAUGGUCAGGCAGCAAAGUUUGCAACAAAGGUUGCUGUGGCGGAAUCAAGCUUCAUCUCCCUUUUCUUUUGUGUGCUCAUUAUCGCGUUACAUGACAAGUUUGCAUACAUCUUCACUUCAAGCACUGAUGUCCUAUUAGCAGUUGAUCACUUGUCUUACCUCUUGGCUAUAACCAUUCUACUUAAUGGGGUUCAACCCGUUUUGUCAGGCGUAGCGAUAGGCUCAGGAUGGCAAGCAUGGGUUGCAUAUGUAAAUCUUUUCUGCUACUAUAUUGUUGGGCUUCCACUUGGAAUAGUACUGGGAUGGGUUGCUGACUAUGGUGCUUUGGGUAUAUGGUCUGGGAUGAUCCUUGGUGGUACCCUUGUACAAACUGUGAUUUUGGCUAUCAUCACAACCCGACGUGAUUGGGAAAAUGAGGCACUGACUGCUGGCCGGCGGGUAAACAAGUGGUCUACACAAGAUAGCCAAGCUGAGGGAUAGCAAUAACUGGUAGAAGCUUAGCAUUCCAUUCCAUUCAGGUCAAGGAAAAUAACAUAUAGCAGCUUGGAAGUUUUCUAUCAUAUUCUUCAAAGGCUCAAACCCAUUUUUUGUAAGAUUUUGAUUAUUAUGUUGUUUAAAAAUUCAAUCUGGGAGACGAGGUUAUUCUUGGCUUCAAAUCCUUUGUCCCAAUUUUCCUAUUCCUUUCCUGUACUCCUAUUAAAGUUUGACAAGUGGCAUUUG